GUGUCCACACAGCCAGACAUGUGACCGGAAGUGCGCUGGCGGCCAUCAUGCGUUGCCACUCGCUAAAGUGCGCCUGAAAAAUACGAUUUCGACUGAAUUUUGCGCUGCGUUUUCACGUUUUUUUUCUGUCUCCACAACGAAAAUGCCACAGUGUGUGGCGUACGAUUGUAACAAUAAGUCGGGAAGAGGCGCUAAAUGCACAUUUCACCGAUUCCCUAAAGAUGAAACCCUGUGCAGAGAAUGGGUCCAGGCGCUGAGGAGGAAGAAUUUCACAGCCACUCCCGGUGUCACAUUAAUCUGUAGUGACCAUUUCCUGGAGGUCGACUUUGACCGAAGUGGCCAGACGACUCGACUCAAGCAAGGCGUCAUACCUAGCGUCUUUAAAUUUCCUCCAUGUCUCCAAAAGAAACUGAAGGAACGGAAACCAGCGACCGACAGACACGAAUCAUCUCAACCAGCCUCCACAGUUGCAUCAGAGUCCCCAAUAAACCCAUGUGGAGCAGAUCACAACUACUGCCUUGACCCCAACCCACGAAAGGUCAAGCAGAAGCUUGACACCGCGGGGGAAACAAUCAAAAGCCUGCGAAAAAAACUCAAGGUUUCUCAUCAGAAAACGCGACGUUUGAGGAAGAAGGUGGAGAGCUUAACAACUAUUUUGAAAGAGCUGAAGAAUAAGGGAAAGGUUUCAGACAAUAGUACCCAGAUUCCUGCUACAACCUUUCUGUAGUCAUUCGCCCUCUCCUUAAUCGAGUGAACUGAUUGCUAACUCAUGACCAAGACACAACUCAAGGCAGCAGCAUGACUUGGAUUCUUGAUUUUCCCGACAAAAACUUAACAUCAAAACCUAACCACUCUAAAUCACAAUUUACGCUACUGGGAUAAUACAGCCUGAAUGGUCGAUGCAGUCUUUGUGAGACUCUCAUUACUCCAUUCAGUGAUCCUGGUGUAAAACAUGCAGUGACAACAGUGUCCAGCCAAAACUCAACACAGGUAAACAUACAAUAGUCAAAGUGAAUGUCGGAGAUGUUGUUAACUUUGAGUCUCAAAUCUUGCAUACUGUUUGUGUCUUUUUGCCGGGUUCCUAGAAAUGAUAAUCCGUGAAUCCAGAUGUACAGUAUUCAUUUUUGAUGACACUUGCUCAACAAGUCAGUCCUCAGCCGUUGUCUGUGUCCAUCCACCAGAUUUGUGGCAUGCAUGGCACAAAAAAAAGUUU
This is a messenger RNA of Hippocampus comes (tiger tail seahorse), 1213 nucleotides long. RefSeq names its product ribosomal protein L41 (gene rpl41). NCBI's taxonomy places the organism in Eukaryota, Metazoa, Chordata, Actinopteri, Syngnathiformes, Syngnathidae. Gene Ontology annotation, biological process: translation. Gene Ontology annotation, cellular component: ribosome. The record is from RefSeq and is a predicted model, not a curated record. Gene Ontology annotation, molecular function: structural constituent of ribosome. The coding region runs from base 143 to 727 and encodes 194 amino acids. The transcript has 3 exons.